UCACCUAAUCUUAACACUCUUGAGCACUUGUGGGGGAUUCUGUAGAGACGAGUUGAGCUACAUAAGUGAUCAGGGCGUUUAAGGAGCUCAUCAUCCAGGAGUUAAACAGGACAGAUGUGACGGUUUGUCAUGAACUUGUACACUCCUUGCCAUGGUGGAGACUGAAACACAGGACAAAUUGAGAAAUGGCAGGUAAACGUCAAGAUCUGAGGAUCAUUCUUCUGGGUAAAACUGGAGCUGGAAAGAGCACAUCAGGAAACACAAUCCUGGGCAGAGAAGCAUUUACUGCGGAAAACUCUCUGGUGUCAGUUACACAGAGAUGUGAGACACAACAAGCUAUUGUUGGUGGACAAAAUCUGUCAGUGACUGACUGUCCCGGCCUGUUUGACACUUCAGCCAGUCAUACAAACAUACAUACUUUAAUACAUGAGUGUAUCCGCCUGUCUGCUCCUGGUCCUCAUGCGUUCCUGCUGGUUUUGAGAUUAGGGGUGAAUUUCACACAGGAGGAGAAAAAUGCAGUAAAAUGGAUUGAGAAGAACUUUGGAGAAGAUGUUCUAAAGUACACCAUCGUUCUGUUCACUCAUGCUGACGCACUGAAGGGUAAACCUGUGGAGCAAUACAUCAGCAAAAGCAACGAUCUACAGCAGCUAAUUAAAACGUGCUAUGGCAGAUAUCACGCAUUCAACAACGAGAACAGAGAAAAUCAAGAUCAGGUCACAGAACUGCUGAAAAUUAUAGAAAAAAUGAUCAAUUUUAAUGGAGGCAAGCACUACAUAAAGAAAAAUGAAUAAAUAAACCCAAUAGGAAUCAGAUGCUUAGAGAUCACAGAUGCAGAGAAGAUUUGCAGCUGAUCUAAUCAUUAUUUCCCAACCGUGUUUUUAGAGAUGCACAAACACCGCAACACUAUUUUGUGCGUUUCCCAAAAAUGACCCAUUCAAUCAGGUGUUUUUGAUAAUGAAGAGUUUGAAAAUGUGUAGUGUUGGUUCGCCUUUAGGAACAAAGUUGAGAAACACUGUUAUAGACAACUGUAAAGGAAUGAAAUUGCAAGUGAAUUAUUUUCUGUCAGCCAAUCAGGAGAUGAAAAAAUAUGUAUAUAGUGGCCACUAAUUAACAAUUUGUUCUCAUGAAUCACUAAUACAUCAAUACUUUUACCAAUUUGUUCCCUUGUUUUAAGUAAAUUGUGCGCAAGAUAUAGGCUAAUAAUUAGUUCCCUUGUUUCACUAAAUUGUGGCCACAUUGUUUUAGUUAAAUCAAAAUGAGGGAACAAAAUAGUACAAUGUGGCCACAAUUUACUAAAUUAAGGGAAUAAAUUAUAAUAUUGUACAAAGGAACAAAUUAACAAAUUGUGGCUACGAUUUACUAAAACAAGUGAAAGAAUUCUUAAUUUGUGGUCACGAUAUAUAUUUUGGUCUGCAUGUCAUGUGUCCAUAUAUUCAAAUAUCCAAAUUCAAAUAAUUAUUAAACUAACUACUUCAUUUAGAUAUAUUGUAUAUAUUAUGAUAGUGUUUGAACAUUUUAACUGGUUGUAUAAUUUUGGCAUCUUUGUUUAAGUAAAAACAGAUGUCUAAUGUGUCAUUAAAUGCUGCACUCUUAAAUCAUUGUGUGAUCACCUUUCUCAUACUGCAUAAAUAAAAGUUCUGUGUGCAGCUGUAAAUAACACCGCAUGUCAAUAAAUGUUUUCAUCUGUGUUACUUUUCUCAUGGGCAAGAUUAGUAAGAUUUCUUAUAAUUUUUUUGCAUUAGUUGAAUGAAUUACUUUGAGUUGAAAGAGAAAAUCAAUUACACUUUAUUAAUGCAUCCAUUUGAUUGCUGAAUAUGUUUCAUAUGAUCCAGUUGAAAUCAAGAUCAAGUGGAAAUCCUGCCCUUAAUCAAAAUGAGUUCAUCCAUUUUUUUACUUUUAUUUUUUGAGUGCAUUAACAGUCCCAGGGAAUGUAUGAACAAAUCAAAUGUAUCAUUUGAAUUAAAUGUUGAAAUUAAAAGUUGCUUUGGAUGCAUUA
Megalobrama amblycephala (Wuchang bream) is the source of this 1996-nucleotide messenger RNA. Its product is annotated as GTPase IMAP family member 9-like. The transcript has 3 exons. NCBI's taxonomy places the organism in Eukaryota, Metazoa, Chordata, Actinopteri, Cypriniformes, Xenocyprididae. The record is from RefSeq and is a predicted model, not a curated record. The coding region runs from base 186 to 791 and encodes 201 amino acids. Gene Ontology annotation, molecular function: GTP binding.